UAAUAGUUAUGUCAUGCGUGGCCGAGAAGAGAAGUGAACUGAAGGGUGGGUGGUGUGAUUGAGUAUGAGCAUGAAUUCUCUCCUAGCAAGCACGCGUGCUUCUUCUUCUCCAUUAUACCAACACUCUUCCACCUUGACACUCAGACAACCCCAUUUUCUUUUCAUCUCCUCCAAUUCCAAGUCGUCUGCAUUUCCAUUGGUUGCAUAUUGUUCCUCUGCCCCUUCACCCAAUGAAUCAGACCAAACCAUUCUUCUAAACGGAACCUUUCAUUCUCAAGUCACAACCCCCAAAAUCCCUCCCUUUGUAUCUCCUGUCCCCAAGCUUAGCUUCAGCGACCAAGCUUUCUUUCUCCUCGCUUUCAUCGCCUCCACGACGUCAGUGGCAUUCACUAGCCUUGUUUUUGCUGCUGUUCCCACCCUAUUUGCAAUGAGAAAUGCUGCAUUAUCCCUUUCAAAGCUGGCAGAUACAGCUCGUGAGGAGCUCCCUAGUACCAUGGCUGCUAUUAGGCUUUCGGGGAUGGAGAUAAGUGAUCUAACACUAGAACUAAGUGAUCUAAGCCAGGAAAUAGCAGAUGGAGUCAACAAGUCAGCUCAAGCUUUGCAAGCUGCAGAAGCUGGAAUCCGACAGAUUGGUUCAGUGGCACAACAACAAACCGUAUCUAUGAUUCAAGAGAGGGCAAGUUUACCCGUAAUUUCUUUGCAACCUGCUGUUGCUGGAGCUGCUAGAAAGACUUCUAGAGCAGUUGGCCGAGCCACAAAGAGCUUGUUGAACAUCAUUUCAGGAAGGCAAGACGCAACAGCAGAAUAUGAUGAUGACGUAACUUACAUGUGAGAGAUCAGUUAAAAUGGUUCUACUGCGUGAAUAUUCAUUCUCUUUGCUCAAUGCUCACGACCCAAAUCUAGUGUAGGAGGAGGAUACUGUAAAUUAUGAAAGGAUUUGAAUAUCUUGUGUCGUAAUGUAUAAGCUUGACCUUUUUACGCACGACUCACAAAUAAAGGUGCGGUUAUAAUUGCAGCACUCAGUUGGCAUUUACAAACACAUGCCAUAUUCAUUGCCCUGCUGAGAACCAAAGUGCGUGCGUUGCAAAUGAUUCUGUAGCAGUAGUACAGAGCCGCCAAGUUUAUUUUUUUGAAGCA
Molecule: messenger RNA, 1137 nt
Organism: Glycine soja
Lineage: Eukaryota; Viridiplantae; Streptophyta; Magnoliopsida; Fabales; Fabaceae
Exons: 5
Coding region: 65-832 (255 amino acids)
Source: RefSeq, a predicted model, not a curated record